Molecule: messenger RNA, 2450 nt
Organism: Lasiosphaeria miniovina
Lineage: Eukaryota; Fungi; Ascomycota; Sordariomycetes; Sordariales; Lasiosphaeriaceae
Exons: 1
Coding region: 326-2293 (655 amino acids)
Biological process (GO): DNA repair; negative regulation of transcription by RNA polymerase II; chromatin remodeling
Cellular component (GO): Swr1 complex; NuA4 histone acetyltransferase complex
Molecular function (GO): transcription corepressor activity
Source: RefSeq, a predicted model, not a curated record
GUUGACUGCACCCCUGGAAAGAAAAUCAAAAUCGCUUUUUUCAGGCCGGUCGCGCCGAUUGAGCUCAUCGCUUUUCCGUCAUUAACAAGCCAUUCACCAUUCCUUCAUCACCAAGUCAGGCUUGCUAUGGUUCCUCUUCUUCUGGCAGAUUUUAUUAUAUUUUAAAUGUUUUAAUUCCACCAAGCGCGCCGCUUGUCAACCGCGCCAUACCUGUCCUGUCGCAGCUCGUAGCCUAAACCUGGGCAGAAGCUUGUGACGCGUUUGUCGUCCCGAGUGCCCACCACCCACCUAAACUACCUUUAUACCGUCCGCUACCACCACCACCAUGACCUCGCACGACUUGCGCGAUGUCCUCAACCUCCCCUCCGAUCACUCUUCAACCCCGCGCCCGUCCAAAAAGCAAAGGACUGGCCCGGGGCGGCCAAACCUCAAGGGCCUAGCCAGGGAGGUACAGAAUCUUGGCGGCGACAAUCCUAUCGCGAUCGUACCAGAGGUUGCCGUGUUCAAAAAACGUCGCGUCAUUAGCAGAAAGCCGGCCGCGCGAUGGGAACUGCGGCCCUUCACAAACUCGGCCCGAGGGGACGGAGGGGCGCUCGUCCUGCGACACUGGAGGCGGAAAACGGAUCACGAUGCGCCGCCAGAUGCAAUGGAGGAGGACGGAGAACCAGGGCCGGUAGAGAAUGCCGCAGAUGGAGAGCGCCAGGUUGAGAACUCGACCAUUAAGACCGAGGACUCGACCUUCGCAAAAUUCAACGUCGAUAUUUCCAUACCGCAGUACAACGACGACCAGUACCGCGCCAACUUAGAACGCUCCGACUGGUCGAAGGAGGAGACGGACUAUCUUCUAGAGCUUGUCCAGGACUAUGAUCUACGGUGGCCGAUUAUUUGGGACCGGUACGACUACUCCCCACAAACCUUCCCUGUCAAUGGGGAGGCAGUCAACGGCGACAGCACGGCCGUCGUACCCGUAAAGGGAGAGCAGCGUUCUAUGGAAGCUCUGAAAGCCCGGUACUACGAGGUAGCCACGGUGAUGAUGUCGGUUCAGAAACCAGCUCAGUACAUGACGGGCCCGGAAUUUCAACUAUACGAGACCAUGAUGAAAUUCGACCCGUUGCAAGAGGAGGCGCGCAAAGAGUUCGCUCUCAACACUAUGGCGCGCUCAAAGGAGGAGGCGCGCGAAGAAGAGUCUUUGCUUCUGGAAAUGAAGCGCAUUCUUGCGCGCACCGAGCGCUUCAAAGAGGAGCGCCGUGAGCUAUACCAACGCCUCGACUACCCAUCCACCGAUGUAGAUAUCAACACGUACAAGACGUCCACUGGGCUUCAAUCAUUGUUGCAGAAUCUGAUGAACGUUGACAAGACCAAGAAACGGAAGAGCAUCAUGGCUCCGGGAGAGGGUGUCAGCCCCGGCACCGCAGUCCCCCCCACCGCGGUGUCUGAAGCAGGACCCAAUCGCCGAGAGAGUAUUGCGGCGACUGGGCCUAGCCACAGAGAGUCUAUUUCCGGGACACCUGUGACGCCCGCGGAGCCAACACCUAAGGAUACCAAGAAGAAGGGUGCGGCGCCAGCUGAGCGCCGCAAGCUUUCAGAGCAGGAGGAGCAGGUCUACGGCGUAACUCACCACGAUCGCUUAGGCAGUGGUCCAACCUUCCGCUACGAGAAGAUCAACAAACUGUACAGUCACAAGUCGGGCCAGCAGCAGCUGCGGAUCACCAAUGCCCUGGGCGAGCUUGAUAUCCCAGCUCGUCUGGCCAUGCCGACUGCCGCGGUCACGGGGCAGUUUGAGGUCUUGUGGAGUGCUGUUACAGCCCUUGUCGACCUUCGCAAAGUAAGCGACAGGCUGGAUGCAGACGUCAAGGUGGAGGAGCACAAAAAGGCCGAACGUGACAGGGCUAGGGGGAUUACGAACGGGGGCGGCGAUGCCUCUAGCAAAGACAAGUCUGUCAGGAAGGACGGCGCUGGCCUGAACGGGUCUGCUGAAAAAAGUGACGAGAGGAGAACGGAAUCCGGGAUGGCAGAAACAAAGCCUGAGACUAGACCGAGGUCACAGAGGUCACAGCACAAUGACUUGCAAAAUGGGGAUGGCGGGAUUGCUGCUGCCGAGCCCAAGCCAGGGUCAGGUGGCCCUGGUGAAGGUGCCAAUGUAGACGGGGCUCCAGCUGAAGUCAAGGAGGGACCCGGCGCUGGUGAACGCGAGAAGCUUGGUCCAAGGCCUAGCAGCAGUGGAGCACACAAGCGUAGUGCGAGUGUGCUCAGCACUAUAAGUGACAAGAGUGCCAAGAGGCAAAAGAAGUAAUGUAGUUUAGUUGUGCGUUUUAUAUGUGCGCGGAGAGGCGCGUAAGCAAGGGGUCCAUAUAGCCAGACGAAAUCCUGAAAUGACACUUUAUGAGCUUCGGGACUUCAAAGGACGCCUAGUCGAACUGAUGUGAAGAAUGGCGUGGGUGGUACUGCAG